This is a messenger RNA of Brassica napus (rape), 1461 nucleotides long. RefSeq lists its product as uncharacterized. Bases 525 to 1124 code for a protein of 199 amino acids. The transcript has 2 exons. The record is from RefSeq and is a predicted model, not a curated record. NCBI's taxonomy places the organism in Eukaryota, Viridiplantae, Streptophyta, Magnoliopsida, Brassicales, Brassicaceae.
AAGCACUAGAUUUCCAUUAACUUGAGAAUGUAACGUUAAAUAGGUUUAUUGUGAUGUGUAAACUAAACAUUAAAGCAUGUGACCUAGAAUUUUGGAAAUACGUUUACAAGUCCUCCACAAGUUGAAAUGAACGAAGACUUAAACAAAAAGUAGGCCCGUGAUAGGGCCCAUAUCCACCUUUAUGAACUCUUUCUCAUAAGCUCCCCCGCUCGACUAUCGAGGCCCAUCGUUCUACUCUUCUCUCCGGCGUCGGAGGAGCUCGAGCUCGCCGGCGUCGGGACUCUCCGUUACAUCUCCGUGUUAUUACCGUCUCUCCUAGCAUUUUCAUAGUCUGUGUUUUCGCCUGCUGCCUCGCUUCCGUUUUGCUUUGUGCUUGCUCUGUCACCACUCAUCUUGCUCGCCGUCUCAUCGUCAUUUCGUCUGCUCGGAUCUGUGUAGCCGUUUCUCAUCUCAGGGCGUGGGUAAGAGCCGGAUCUGUUCAGUCAGUGAGUAAGCUCACCGGAUCUGUUCGACUCUUCGUCACCAUGGCAACGCCGUCUCUGAUACGAGCCAAGUCUCUUCCUCCACCAUCAGAUCUAUCGCUCACUUCACCUACUCUGGUCUCCCGUCGCCGCGCUUCUCCAACCGGAAUCUUUCGCCGACGAGAUAGACCCAUCACCACCGUCACCACCACGCCGUGUGCUUUGCGUUUGUGCUUCUCUCCUGUUCUUAUCUUCAAGCCCGGCUCUCCCUCUGUAACACCGUCUCAACCCCCACAGGACAGCAAGUACUCCGUGCUCAGCCCGUUCUCGACUAGGCUCACCGGACACACGACGACAGCUCCCUCCGACGACGCCUCAUGCUCCGACGGCGCAUUGGGUGCGAUUAUUUGCCAAAGGAAAACCCUAAUCUUAGUGGGCCUUAUGGGCUUGGGCCUGGCCACAAGGAGUUCAGCUACCAACCUUUUUUCCAAACGAUACAUUUGGUUUCACUCGUGGACAUGGGCAGUGUGCAUAACUAAAAUCACCGAAUCUAUGCUUAGCACCGGUUCACCUAGCCGGCCCCUCCCUCUUGUGUAUCGUCCUUCCCCAAACCCAAAGUCUUUUCAGAGAUCACUGAUGGAGAUAGAGCUGUUUGUUUACUGAACUAUUUAGCUAGUUCUAGAUGUUCUUUGGACUGUUCAGCCCUCUCACAAACCCAUUCGCUUGGGUGUAUCAACGUCGUUUACGACUAUGGCAAGCUUGUUGGAGCUUUCGUUUCAGGGAUACAAGUGAAGAUCAUCCAAGGAUUUCUUCACACUGAGCUAGCCUCUCCCACCAACAUUUCUAUCUUAUGUUUUAGUGUACUCUUUGUUGUUCAUCUGACCGUUGAAAUUAACUCCGGUUUUAUCUUCUUAUCGUGGAGCAUAGCUCCGGUUGUAACCCCUUAACUUUUAAAUUUUAAUAUAUUACGUUGCCAAAAAAAAAAAAAAAAAAGAUAGGG